Messenger RNA from Fulvia fulva, 1827 nucleotides. RefSeq names its product Peptide transporter PTR2. Gene Ontology annotation, cellular component: fungal-type vacuole; plasma membrane. Gene Ontology annotation, biological process: transmembrane transport; oligopeptide transport. NCBI's taxonomy places the organism in Eukaryota, Fungi, Ascomycota, Dothideomycetes, Mycosphaerellales, Mycosphaerellaceae. The transcript has 2 exons. The record is from RefSeq and is a predicted model, not a curated record. Gene Ontology annotation, molecular function: tripeptide transmembrane transporter activity; dipeptide transmembrane transporter activity. The coding region runs from base 1 to 1827 and encodes 608 amino acids.
AUGGCACAGAAUCACGAGGACGCAGCUGCUGAGCUGCACGCGACAUUUGAGAAGCGUAAUGGCUCCAUUGGUAACAGGCGGAGCGUCGACAUGGCCGGAGCUAAGCUGCCCAUCCAAGAGAAGGGCCCGGAGGUUGUCGAUGCUGAGUUCGGCACCACGGAAGAUGGUAUGGAGCCGAAUGAGCACGAGAAGAAGACUCUUCGACGUGUUGGUGAUGCGUUCCCAAAGAGUGCAUAUUUGAUCGCAGUGGUUGAGCUGUGUGAGAGAUUCACCUACUAUGGCUGCCAAGGUCUCUUUCAGAACUACAUCAACAAUCAUCCCGACGGCCGCGAAGGCCAGCGAGGUCUUGGUCUGGGUCAUGCCGGUGCUACUGGCCUGAAUACCUUCUUCCAGUUCUUCUGCUACCUCACCCCCAUCCUUGGUGCCAUCAUCUCCGAUCAGUACCUCGGAAAGUACAAGACCAUCCUCCUUUUCGCUGCUGUAUACUGGGUCGGCCUGCUCAUCCUCUGGACCACCUCUCUCCCAGUCAGCAUCGAAAAUGGCGCAGCCCUUGGCGGAUACAUUGCUUCUAUCAUCAUCAUUGGCUUCGGCACGGGCGGUAUCAAGAGUAACAUCGCGCCGUUGAUCGCAGACCAGUACACUCGACGCAAGAUGGCCGUCAAGACACUCCCCAAGACGGGCGAGCGCGUUGUUAUCGACCCAGCGAUUACCUACCAGAGAAUCUACAUGAUGUUCUACGCCUGCAUCAACAUCGGCUGCCUGUCCCUCCUCGCCACCCCAUUCAUGGAGAAGUACAAGGGUUUCUGGACCGCCUACCUUAUGUGCUUCCUGAUGUUCAACGUCGGCAUUGGUGUCCUCAUCUUCUGCCGCGGCAGAUACAUCGUCCGACCACCCCAAGGCUCCAUCAUUACCGACUCCUUCAAGGCCAUCGGUAUGAUGAUUGCGAGCCGCAACACUGAUGCAGCCAAGCCAUCCUGGCGUGCGGCCAACGGCAAGACGAGCCCAGUCCCGUGGAAUGACCACUUCAUCGAUGAGCUCAAGCGUGCCCUCCGCGCCUGCAAGGUCUUCACCUUCUACCCAGUCUUCUGGGUAUGCUAUGGCCAAUUCAGCUCCAACUUCGUGUCACAAGCAGCUCAGAUGACUGGCCACGGCAUGCCCAACGAUCUAAUGCAGAACUUCGAUCCUAUAAGCAUCAUCGUCUUUAUCCCAAUCCUCGACAAGCUCGUCUACCCAGCCCUGCGCAAGGCCAAGAUCGAGCUCAAGCCCAUCGCCCGUAUCACCAUCGGCUUCGUCCUGGCCUCCUUCUGCAUUGCCUACGCAGCAAUUGUCCAGCACAUCAUCUACCGCUCCGGCCCCUGUUACGGCGACCCACUCAAGUGCGACGCCGCCAUCGCAAGCGACCCAGUCCGACCAAACAGCGUCCACAUCGCAGUCCAAACACCCGCCUACGUCUUCAUCGGUCUUUCCGAGAUCUUCAUCUCCGUCACCGGUCUGGAAUACGCAUACACCAAGGCCCCACCCAGCAUGAAGUCCUUCGUACAGUCCCUCUACCUCUUCACAUCAGCUAUCGGAUCUGCGCUGUCUGAGGCUCUCGUCCCAGCGACUGGAGACCCCGCGAUUAUGUGGAUGUACACGGGUGUGUCGAUCGUGGCGUUCUUGACGGCGAUUGUUUUCUGGUUUACGUUCAGCCACUAUGAUAAGCAGGAGCAGCAGAUGAACGAGCUUGAUGCGAGCGAUUAUAGUGAUAGUAAGCUGCAGAGCGAGGCGGGUAGCACGCACGAUGGACAGCAUGGGCAGGAGGCUCAGGGGGCUGAGGAGAAGAUAUAA